GUUCUUGAUCUCACGCAAAAUGGCACCACGAUCCAAAACAAAGACAGCGCCCCCAGCUGCUGCGCAGCAAAACGAUCAAAGUGCCCCUCUGCCUCUCUCUCUCGGCGGCUCACGUAGUGUACAUGCACCGAGAAGACGCGCAUCGACACAGAAACCUACACACUCAGACGCACACACACACGCGCGCACCCAACGCAGACAGGGGGAGAGAGAGAGCGGAUGACCCAUCCAUCCAUCCAUCCGUCCGUCCGUCCGUCCAUCCAUCCGUGUGUGUGUCGACAUGGCAGGUACGGCGGUGACUGCAGAGAAAACACGGUGACUGCCAUGACGGCCAUGUGCACAUAUCGCCCUGCCCUUCUCAUCAAAAACGAACGAGUCUCUGAGUGUGUCAGUGUUAGUGUGUGUGUGUGUGUGUGUGUGUCUGACCGGCAAGCCAGAGACCACAUCGACGGAUGCAAAGGAGCACGACGCGUCACUCGUCAUUGGAAAAAACGUGCAUUGAAAAAGUGCACCUGUGUCAGUCCGGCUAGAACCUUGUCGGGAUGGUGGCGAAGCGGCCCGCUUGGAUGGCUCCGUCAGGCGUGAGCCACUCCAUGGGCUUCCUGCACACACAUUUGGCCAACAGAGACAGGCCGACCGGCCGAUGUGUAUUCCGCCUGCCGGAAAAUACAGCCGUGCACUGCUCACUUGGUGAAGUAGCUGUCGACCACCUGAAUGAUCCGCUCACCAGCCGCUUCCAGCGGCAUGUUGUAAAUGGCCCCGUAGUCGCCGCCGAAUAUCUCGUAGAUGUGGGCGCUCAUCGGCGAGACCUGCCGCAGCCGCUCCAUGACCUGCGCUUUCUCCUCGUCAGAAGGAACGGUGUUACCGUCCUGCAUGACCGCACACACGCACACACACACAUUCAGACACACGUCCGUCGAUGCCUGUCUGCAUCUGUCAGUGUUCGCCGACGUACCUGGGGCGGGCGGUUGUUGAUGGGAAACUGGAUCGUCGUGCGCUCGACAUCAGUCAGGCCUCUGGUGUGGCUGCUGACCGUGUCAGCAGCUGCAGCAAUGCACAACAAGACAUGGAUGCAGACUCAUAUGCAGUGAAUCACUGUCUGCCGCGGCCCUCACCGUAGUUGUCGAGGCGGUGCAGCCUCUUCUUGUGCAUGAAGUAGUAGUGGUAUCCUCCGUCCGGCCGCAAGGGGCUGCAGUACGGGAACUCAAACAUAGGAUUCAGCUCUGCGAUGCCUAUGUCCUCCUUCUGCUGGGUCAUCUCGCCGUCUUCGGUCUGGAUGAAGCCGCGCGACAGCCAGCGGAGAUAGCGCUUCGCAGCGCUGGCCCCCACAGGCGAGAAGAAGGGCCCGCCCACGACGGCUCCUUGAAGCUUGGCCAUGAAGAAGCGGUUGUCGUAGCCACCGCUCAUGUUGAACGAACUCGAAUGGGCCGCGUGGUCGUGCACGAACUCGGGCUUGAGUUUCCCUGCAUGACACACACACACACACAUUCAAUCAGGGUACACACGCGCCUAUGUUGCCAUCAAGGGCGCACACAUAGGCACGCUGCCCACACCAAUCGCCUGCCUGUCUGUCUGCCUGACCUUCGAGCGCCAGAUUGAUGCGGUACUGGUGGUUGAACUCCUUCUGGCCCUUGAUCACCACUCGCCAGAACCCGACGGGAUGGUGGUCGAUGACGAUCUGACACCCUCGGGUGCUCUCCGCGGCCGCCAUGAGACGCAGCACGAGCGUCGUGUACACAGCAGCGACAACCGUGAGGGUGUGGGCGGUCUCCCCCUCCGUCUGGAGGUAGUGAUGGCACAGGGCGCCCAGCUUGUCGAUGGGAUUCUCCCCCAGUUGCAGGACAGGUGGGCCCAUCCAUUGAGGGGGCUUCAACUUGGGCACGUAGCCUGCCAGAGCCCGCUCGAGCGGCAGGAGGGCGGAGGCGGAGGGCGGGACGUAAGACGACAUGACCACCGGUUGCGUGAUGUGGGACAGAAAAGGAAGGAGCUGCAAGAGGAGGAGCUGGAAGACUGCUUCCGGCUCGCUGCAUGAUGAGUGGUUGCUGUUCGGCUUCCCUUCCGAUUGAAA
Messenger RNA from Vitrella brassicaformis, 2068 nucleotides. Lineage: Eukaryota; Vitrellaceae. The record is from the annotation of a GenBank genome assembly.